Messenger RNA from Epinephelus moara (kelp grouper), 7706 nucleotides. It is a transcript of the gene myo15b, whose product is annotated as myosin XVB. The record is from RefSeq and is a predicted model, not a curated record. Gene Ontology annotation, molecular function: ATP binding; cytoskeletal motor activity; protein binding. The transcript is spliced from 65 exons. Bases 1 to 7251 code for a protein of 2416 amino acids. Lineage: Eukaryota; Metazoa; Chordata; Actinopteri; Perciformes; Serranidae. Gene Ontology annotation, cellular component: myosin complex; cytoskeleton.
AUGUUAGCGAGACUAGAAGAUGGCUGUGGAGAGCAGAUGGUGAUGCCUGGCAGCAAAAGAACUGUGGAGGUGGAUGAGGUGGAGGAUCUGUCCCAACUGGAAGAGGUGUGUGAGAGCUCUGUGCUUCUGAAUCUGAAGAAGAGGUUCCAACGUGACUGUAUUUAUACUUACAUUGGAAACAUGCUGCUGUCCAUUAACCCCUUCAAGCCCCUUAACAUCUACACAGAGGAGCUGAGACAGAAAUACCAGGGCAAAGAGCAGCAGAGAAACCCACCCCAUAUGUAUGCCAUAGCCGAUGUCGCUUUCAGUCAGUCUCAAGCCUCCACACAGGAGCAGUGCAUCAUCAUAAGUGGCCAGAGUGGUUCAGGAAAGACUGAAGCUACUAAGCUGAUAGUCCACUACCUCAGCUCUAUGUAUCAGGGCAGAAACGACAACCUGCGACAGCCCAUGGAGGUCUUUCCCAUCCUGGAGAGUUUUGGGAAUGCCAAGACCAUUCUCAACAACAACUCCAGCCGCUUUGGCAAGUACCUCCAUAUCCACAUUCUCCAUGGGGUUGUUGUAGGGACCUCGCUGUCCAAAUAUCUCCUUGAGAAAUCCAGGGUUGUCUUUCAGGCCAAUGAGGAGAGGAACUACCAUGUGUUCUAUGAGCUGCUGGCAGGUAUGAACGACUGGGACAAACAGGAGCUCUACCUGCAAGGAGCCGAGACCUAUUACUACCUUAACCAAGGUGGUGCCUGUGAAUUGAAGGGGAAGCAGGACAAGCAGGACUUCCAGCUUUUGGUUCAGUGCUUUGAGACCAUUGGUCUGCAUGCUGACCAGAUCUCCACCAUCUGGGCCAUCCUCUCCUCUAUCCUGCAGCUCGGCAAUGUCUGCUUCAGCUCCUAUGAGAGCGAGUCAUUUGAGGUGGCUCGAAUCUUCAGCGAGGCUGAGGUCAGGAGGGUUGGCUCCUUGUUGCAGAUUUCCUCUGAGGCCCUGCAGACUGUCAUCACUCACAGAGUCACGGAGACAACCUAUGACAGGAUAUACUGCCCUCUGUCUGUGGAAAGUGCCAUAGAAUACAGAGAUGCCAUUGCCAAAGCCUUAUACUCAGUGCUGUUUGACUGGUUGUUAGAGCAGAUCAAUGACUGGCUGAGCCCCACAGAGAUGGACAGCACAGUGGGCAUAGUCGACAUUUACGGGUUUGAGGACCUGGGAGUGAACAGCUUUGAGCAGCUGUGUAUCAACUUUGCCAAUGAGCAGCUGCAGCACUUUGUCACCAAGGCAGUGAUCUCCCAGGAGCAGGAGGAGUAUAGUGCAGAGCAGAUCCAGUGGUAUCCGAUGCCAAUCAAGAACUUCCACUCCUGUCUGGAGCUGAUCUCCUCCAGACCACACGGCAUUCUCCGCAUACUGGACGAUCAGACCUGCCUCCCGCAGGCCACUGACCACACCUUCCUCCAGAAGUGCCACUACCACCAUGGGAACAGCCCCUACUAUGCCAAGCCCAAGAACCCAAUGCCAGUCUUCACUGUCUAUCACUAUGCUGGAGCUGUCACUUAUCAGGUUCAUAAUUUCCUGAAUAAGAACCACGACCAGUUCAGGACAGAAGUGGUGGAGCUUUUUGCCAGGAGUCGCUUAAAGAUGGUGUCGGAGCUGUUCCGCAAGGUUCAGGAUGCUUACAUUCAGCAGAGAGAGCUGGGCUGGAGAGGGAGGGGCCUCCGCCAGCAGCCCUCUACCGCUGCCUCACACUUCCUUCAGUCCCUGACUGAACUCACCACCCGUCUGGAGAGAUGCAAAACUACUUUUAUUCGUUGUCUGAAGCCAAACUACGUCAAGCUUCCUGGGAUCUUUGAUGUAGACUAUGUGUCGGCCCAGCUAAGGCAUGCUGGGAUGAUGGAGACCAUCCACAUCAGGAAAGAGGGUUUCCCUGUACGGAUACAGUACUCUUACUUCAUGGAAAGAUACGGGGUGCUGCUGAGCCAGCGGUUGCCCGAGGUGUCAGACAGAGAGCAGUCAGUGGUUCUGCUGGACAUGGUUGGUGCAGAGGAGGGACAGUACCAGCUGGGACUCACCAAGCUGUUCCUCAAGGAGCUUCUGUACCAGCAGCUGGAGGAGAAGUGGAGCAGCACCCAGACCUGGGCUGCCAUCACCAUCCAGAGGAACAUCAGAGGCUUCCUCUGCAGGAGGAACUUCAGGUUCUUCAAACAGAAAGCCAUCAUCAUCCAGAGCCACAUCAGAGGACACCAGGCCAGGAAGUACUACAAGCGUCUGAGGCAGUCCUUCACUCAGUUCUGGGCGGUGAUGAUGAUAACCAGGGACACCAUCAAGAGACGCCACUGGAGGAAGGAAUUUCACGAGAAGAACAAAGUGAAGGCAGUGACAAAGACUAAGUCUGUCUCUCCAGCAAUGGAUGUGGGGAUGUUGGAGAUCCCUGCUGAACUGUCAGCCAGACUCCGCAGUGCAGCAGGGCAGCAGCAUGGGUCAGGGGUCACAGAGGUGGCACCUCCACAGGUGAAGGCAGAACACAAGCUCACCCUGCCUCAGGAUAUCGACAGAUACCCAUUCUCUCGCUAUGCCAAGUCCAUCUUAAAGGACACAUGGUGCCAGCCUCAGGAAUACCCCCUCCAGAGAUCCCUCACCCCUCUGGAGCCUGAAGAUGCCAGAACUGCCCUAGAGAUUUACAAAUUGAUCAUGCGGUUUACAGGUGAGUCAGACCUCAGCGGCUGGCAGGAGCAGAUGCUGGGUAACUACAUAGUGGAGAGGGGUCAGAGCCGCCCGGCUUUGAGGGACGAGAUCCUUGCCCAGCUGGUUUAUCACACAUGGGGCCUGCAGGAGGAGCAGCACAGUCUGAGGGGCUGGCUCCUGCUGGCCUGCUGCCUCAGUGCAUUCACCCCCUCACCAACACUGGACAAACCCCUACUCAAGUAUGUGUCUGACCAAGGUCCAGGGGAAUACCGCUCACUGUGCCAACAUAAACUGCUGACAUCUCUGCAGCUCCCAGCGCCCACUGCCCGCAUCUACCCCCCCACCCAGCUGGAGUGGACCAGCAACCAGAGAAAGGGCACCAUGCUGCUGGACGUACACACAUUCAACGAUGAGAAGCUGACAACUGAAGUGGAGUCAUGGACCACAGGAGAGCAGCUGGCCUCAUGGCUUCUUCAUUUCAGAGGUGUGUCAGAGGCUGUGCAGGGCUGGUCGGUGUCUCUCCUGACCGAUGACGGCUGGUCAGAUCUGGCUGGCUCGGACUUUGUUAUGGAUCUUCUGGCUGGAGCUGAAGCUGAAGUGCUGCCACCACCAGGGACCCCCUCCUCUACAAACUCUGACUACCUGUUCGGCAGCCAGGGAGACAGGAUGCCAUUUACAGAUCUGGAUGACUUCAUUCCACCAGCACCUCCCAUGCAAGCUCCUGGGCUGCCUCCUUUUGAGGGAAACCCCUGGGGAAAAGCUUAUCCACAGGAAGGCCGUGGUCGACAGAUCGAUGCAUAUGUUGAUGACUUGUUUGACCCUGUACUGGACCAAGGACCUCCGGACAUGGAAAGAGUAGCCAUGCUAAACAGCAGGAUGAAAGGAGGAGGAGGGAUUGGACCCAUGUAUGGAACUGGUAUGCCCAUGACAAUGCCAAGCUAUCCUAUGGGAAUGCCAGUAAACCCUGCAAUGCCCAGCUUUGGUGCAACUCCCAUGAUGCCAACCAUGCCAGCCAUGCCAACCAUGCCAACAAUGCCAGCCAUGAUGAUGCCUCAGACUCCCAUGGCUGACCCCAUGCAGAUGGCAGCAUCACAGCAGGCCCUCAUCAACCAACAGGCCUUUCUCAUGGCCCAGCAGAUGACCCUGCAGGCGAUGAGUUUGUCCCAGCAGCAGACGCAGGAGCAGCAGAGGAAGCUGCAGGAGCAGGAGAAAAAGCAGGAAGAGGAUAGGCAGCGGAGACGUCGUUUCGAGCCACGGCCCAAGGAACGCUCACCCUCCCCUUCCCCUCGAUCUCCCUCACCCCCACCUGCUCGUCCCAAAGCAUUGGCACCUAAACGCACCUCCACCCGCAGACAGCCUGAGCCAGAGCCAGAAAGAGAAGUGGACUUACCAGAUCCAGAUGACCUUCAGUCUUUCAGAGACAAGCAGGAAUACUUCAAAAAGAUUGGCUUUCAGCCCCAAGGUGGAUCAAAACCCCAAAUGCCUCAGCCAGCCCCCUCCAGCCCACCCAGACAGCAGCAACACUCCCCGCCAUUACCCCCACCUACAGCACCUAAGCCUCCUGUGAAGCGUCUCAACACCCCUCCUGCCAGAAAAGUGGAGCCCCCAAAACCAAUACCUACUCCAACUCCUCUCACUGAGCCUAAGCCUGAACCCACCUCCAGCAUUCGGGAUAUCAUCAAACAGUUUAACAGCCGACCCCAACCAGAAGCCAAACCCUUUGAGCCUGUCAGACCUCUGUCACGGAAUUUUAUAAAGAAGAAUGAUCCCAAAGAGGAAGCUCUGGCCAAACUCAGAAACAAAGCUCCAGUGCCACAACAACAGAAACAGUGGGUGCCUCCACCAGUAAAACCUAAGAGGCAGCAACCUCCUCCCAGGACUCCAUCCCCACAGCCCUCUCCUCCCUCCACCAGGGGGCCCCGGGUCAUCUCCAACAGCAUGAGGCAGAAACAGCGCUCCCUGGAGGACCUGUUUGGCUCGCAGCGCUCCAUGAACCAUCCGCCUCCUCCCCCAGACUCCCCACCACCACCUCUGCAAACAACACCCAUCCUUCAGGACAUCCCAGACCCACCACCCAUGGCUGCCCCAUCUCUCGCUGUGAUGCUAGAUGUGGAUGGCAUUCACUCCCAGCUCCUCCGCUUCUCUGCUGGGGUUUACUUCUCUUACUCCAACAUGCCGGGAAAACUCUUCCUGAGGAAAGAAGUGUUUUACCCCAGAGAGAUGUUCAACCGGCCCUACAUCCUCAAUCUGUUAUGUGAGCAGAUUAUGAGGGACACCUACUCUGACAGCUGUGUGAGGAUUAGCAGAGAGGAAAGGAGGAAGAUGAAGGACCUGCUGGCUAAUUUCAAUGUGGGAAUGACUAUAAGCACCAUCCAGAAUGACAAUAUGAAGAAGAGGAUUGUCAUUGCUGCUCGAGACAACUGGGAAAACUACUUUACCCGCCUGUUCCCUGUGAAGCCAGACACUGGGGAUUCUCAGGUCUUGGGUGUGUGUCAUCGUGGCAUUCGUCUCCUGAAGAUGGUCAGAGCAUCAGGCAUCAACCCCAAACACCUGCGUCCACUCAGAAGCUACAGUUUUGCAGAGUUGCUGUCAGUUGAGCUCCAGGGUGCAGACAAAGUGGAGCUGGAGCUGAAGAAUGAGAAGUUGGUGCUGCAGUCUUCCAGAGCUCCUCAGAUGACUGCCAUGAUCCGAUUCUUCCUCCAGGAGCUCAUCAGGGACUCAGGCCAUGUGGUUGCCCUGAAGAGUUACAUGACAGAUGACAAAAGUCUACUCAGCUUCAGUAAGGGUGAUGUCAUCAAACUGCUGCCAAUGGAAGGACAACAGGCAGGCUGGUGUUUUGGCACCUUGGGAGGGCGUUCUGGUCUUUUCCCAGAGGACUUCACCCAGCCAUCUGCUGCCCCAGACUACCACUGUCUACACCUUGACCGAAGAGAUGACAGGAGGAAAAGCAUGAGGGGUGCUACAUCUGUCAGUGCACCCAAGGGCCCGUCUCCAGGUCCCAUCAGCAAAGAGGCCACAGUCCCCGGAUCAGGCCAGAGGUCAAGCCAAGCCUCAAUUCAGGGCUCAGUCCAUGAGUUGGAGAUCCUGUCGGGUAUGACCGAGUUUGCCAUCAAGUACUUCAGAGUGGGGACCACAGGUGUGCCAGCAAGUGGAAGGAAUUUUUCAGAGGCGGUUCAACACACAGAGAGUCUCAUACAGGAGUCCCUAAUUCUCUACAAUGAUCCUGAAAUCAAUGAUUUAUCUGUCCAGUGCUUCAUGAACCUGAUGCAGUUCAUGGGUGACAUGCCAAUGAAGAAGAAUAACACCCAGUCAGACUGUCUGAGCGACAUCUUACUGUUAGGGAAUGAGAAAGAGCUGCUGAGAGAUGAAAUCUACUGCCAGGUCAUCAAGCAAACCACCAACAACCCAACAAAAUCUAGCUGUACUCUCGGCUGGCGGCUGCUCAACCUGGUGACCGGGUUCUUCCCUUGCUCUGGUACUCUGCAGCCCUAUGUCACACGUCACCUACACGACAUCUCUCAGGACUACGAGCACCCAUACCAAGAGCUGGCGUGUGUGUGUAAGAAUAACCUUCAGCAAUCUCUCAGUUUUGGCGGUCGCCGUAACAUCCCCUCACAAAUAGAGAUGGAGGCCAUUCUGGCCGGCAAAACUUCUCGCCGUAUUCCUAUCAAGCUGCCAGGAGGGGUGGAUUUCCCCAUCAAGAUACGCAGCUUCAGUAUGGCAGCAGAGGUGGUAACAGAGUUCUGUAAAGAAAUGGGAAUCUCAGAUCUCACAGAAAUCAGAGAGUUCUCCAUCGUUGCCAUCCGAAGUCACGAUGGGAUGGUGCGUCCACUCCAUAGUGAGGAGUAUCUGUUCGACUUCCUGCUGGAUGAUGGCUCCAUCUCCUUCUCCCUGCGAAGAGUGAUGUGGAGAAGCCCUCUGUCCUUUAACAGUGACCUCUAUGUGGAGUUCCACUACCAGCAGCUCCUGGGUGACUACCUGAGUGGGCGGCUGAUUUUUGCUCCAGCUCCGGGUGGUUCCUCAUCAGUCCAGCAGAUAGCAGAGCUGUCAGCCCUGCAGCAUCUGGCUCAGGGACUGAACGAUCAGCCCUCACUGCCAGAGAUUAAGGAGUACCUGCCCUCACAGGACGGGCUCAGCAGUAAAGUCGAAGAGAUCCACUCCUUCUGUCUGGGCCAGAUAGCUGCCAUGCACUCCCUCAGCCCUCAAGACGCCAAAAUACAAUUCAUUGAGUUCCUGAGCACCCUGCCUCUGUUUGGCUCCAGCACUUUCUUGGCCAAGAAGGUCAGUCAACGCGGCUGUCCCUCCCCAUGCAUGGUCAACAUUAGCCAGGAGGGGGUGCUGUUCCUUCACCCCAAAACACAGGAGCGAGUGUUUCUGAUUCCUCUGGCAGAUGUGCAGUCCAUGCGCACCAUCCGCCCCAAGAAACAAAGCAAAGUGCCAUCUAUGGAUAUCGACUAUGGCAAUCCAAGCCGACCCAAAAAAGUCACCAUUCAUCUCAAAGAGGCUAAGGAGUUGUGCCACAUCCUUGCUCUGAUAAUAGAAGAGCUGAUCCGGCCAUCAGUCACCAGCUCCAUUUCAAAUCGGCAGUAGACAGACAGACAGACAGACAGACAGACAGACAGACAGACACACACACACACACACACACACAAUAUUGACGUUUUUUGUUGAUCACUGUCUUCUUUAACCAACUUUGUGUUUACCAUUUUUUGUUAAUUUAUCUUUUUCUCUGUGUAACUUCAUGGAUCGUGUGUCACUGAUAAAAUAGACUGAAUAGAAACAUGCAUAUGCACACACAAUGUUGAACGUCUCUGCGGUGUUAUGUUAUCUGAGAGGAAAUGAGCUGACAUAAUUACUCAUCUGAUCAAAGAACAGAAAUGAAUGCAGGAAAGAUUCAAGUCAUUUACCCGUCAUUAUUAUUAUAUGAAUAAACCAAUGCCUUAAAGUGAUUCUUUUUGUGCAUUAAAAUUCUAUGACAUAAUCGCUGAAAUGUAAAGUUUGCUAAUCAGUACUGGAAGUUUAUGUUUUGAUGAUGUCAUGUUAUA